AUGACAGGUGGAGAAAUAGGUGGCCGUGCUGGUGGAGGUUUCGGUGGUGGGUUUGGAGGUGGUGCUGGUGCAGUGAUGCUAGGUGAUGGUGGUGGAGCUGAAUGUGGAUUGGGAGGAGGUGUUGGUGAGGAUGGUGGAUUUGGAGGUGCUCCUGGUGCCAGUGGUGGAGAAGGAUUUGGCGGAGGUGGUGUGUUUGGUGGUGGAGCUGGCGGGAGGAACAAAACUGCUGAUGGAAUCCAAAAGAAGCUCAAUGACAUGUAUAAAGCUAUGAGGAGAUUUCCGAUGAGCUUUGGAACUCUUGCAAUUUACAUCAUGUAG
Messenger RNA from Dovyalis caffra, 318 nucleotides. NCBI's taxonomy places the organism in Eukaryota, Viridiplantae, Streptophyta, Magnoliopsida, Malpighiales, Salicaceae. The record is from the annotation of a GenBank genome assembly.